AUGCACGCCUCAUUCAAAGCCCUCGCUCUCCUCGCCGCCGUCGCUUCGGCGUCCGCAACGAGCUUCAAGCUCAAGGCCCACGUCACGGCCAACGACCUCUCGCCGUCCAUCGAGGGCCAGGAGGGCGUUGCUGUGGCGAACGGCCAGCUCGCGUACGAGGGCGGCGUUUUCACCGUGUGCCCCGGCAGCGUUCUUCAGCAGGACACGGACGAGAACCUCGUGAGCUUCAAGUCUGCGGGCCAGCGCACGCUCUUCGGCUGCGCGGACGUCCAGCUCCAGGAGGCGUAG
Messenger RNA from Peniophora sp. CBMAI 1063, 288 nucleotides. The record is from the annotation of a GenBank genome assembly. NCBI's taxonomy places the organism in Eukaryota, Fungi, Basidiomycota, Agaricomycetes, Russulales, Peniophoraceae.